CCUGUAAGCGGCCAGAGGUGACCUGUGAAGAUGGUUCGCUACUUCCUUGACCCAGAAAACCCCACGAAAUCAUGCAAGUCAAGAGGCUCAAACCUUCGUGUUCACUUUAAGAAUACCCGGGAAACUGCCCAGGCCAUUAAGGGUAUGCAUAUCCACAAAGCCACCAAGUAUCUGAAGGAUGUCACUUUAAAGAAGCAGUGUGUGCCAUUCCGGCGGUAUAAUGGUGGAGUCGGUAGGUGCGCCCAGGCCAAACAGCAGGGCUGGACACAGGGACGGUGGCCAAAAAAGAGUGCUGAUUUUUUGCUGUACAUGCUUAAAAAUGCAGAGAGUAAUGCUGAACUUAAGGGUUUGGAUGUAGAUUCUCUGGUCAUUGAACACAUCCAGGUGAACAAGGCUCCUAAGAUGCGCAAACGAUCCUACAGAGCUCACGGCCGGAUUAACCCAUACAUAAGCUACCCCUGCCACAUCGAGAUGAUCCUCACUGAGAAGGAACAGAUUGUUCCAAAGCCAGAAGAGGAGGUUGCACAGAAGAAAAAGAUAUCCCAGAAGAAACUGAAGAAACAAAAGCUCAUGGCACGGGAAUAAAUUCAGCAUAAAUAAAUGCGGAUAAAGUAAAAAAAAAAAAAAAA
Messenger RNA from Rattus rattus (black rat), 629 nucleotides. RefSeq names its product 60S ribosomal protein L17-like. Gene Ontology annotation, cellular component: cytosolic large ribosomal subunit; ribosome. The transcript has a single exon. Bases 31 to 585 code for a protein of 184 amino acids. Gene Ontology annotation, biological process: cytoplasmic translation. Gene Ontology annotation, molecular function: structural constituent of ribosome. NCBI's taxonomy places the organism in Eukaryota, Metazoa, Chordata, Mammalia, Rodentia, Muridae. The record is from RefSeq and is a predicted model, not a curated record.